UCGACCGCCUCGCCUUGUCACCUGCCGGCUUAUCCUCGAAUUCACAGCCACCGAAGCACAAAGCAGAAGAUACUACGAUUGUACAGACAUAUCCCAGUCCCACACCAUCCACAACAUCCAUUCCUGGAUAACGGUUGACCGCUCCACAAUGGGUAGGACAAGCAAUCAGCAGCACCGGACUUUCAAUCACAACUCGUCUCAAAAUCUGCCCAUCUUCUAAGAAUGUGCCAUCUACAAUGGAACGCUCCGAUCAGCAUGGCGGAAUUCCAAGGAGGGCAUGUGGUCAGUCGACCCGACAGUCUGUCCGUUUGCCAGGAAUACAACUACAAUGCCAUGGUCUAGACUUAUUAUACAAGGUUGUCGCCUGUUCCCAGAUGUUAGACAAUGUCUUCCGCCCUCGGAUAGAUCCACGAGUAAGAAUGAAGCUGGUCUCCAGGAUGACUGCUGGCCUCGUGUUUGUUCCAAUCCCCGGGACAUUCAACGUCACUCGAAUGGCUCUCUCUCUCUGCUCGGCAACCGAAUGCAUCCCGGCGUUGUGUGCAAGGCCCAGUCGCACAGCUAGCAUCAGAUGCAACACCUAAGCUUUCCCUGCUUCUGGAGAAAUAGCAAUCCGGACGGGAUAACGGCAUGCUCGCAGCUACAUUGGGGUCCUUUGGC
This is a messenger RNA of Aspergillus eucalypticola CBS 122712, 657 nucleotides long. RefSeq lists its product as uncharacterized. Bases 237 to 581 code for a protein of 114 amino acids. NCBI's taxonomy places the organism in Eukaryota, Fungi, Ascomycota, Eurotiomycetes, Eurotiales, Aspergillaceae. The transcript has 3 exons. The record is from RefSeq and is a predicted model, not a curated record.